AUGCAUUCCUACCCAUCUUCCGGAUCUUUUCUCCCAAGUCAAUUGACUGGACCGUCCAACUUCCCAUCAAUCCCAAUGAAUAUGUCCCUAGCUCCUCAAAAUGGACCCUUCCAGCCAGCCUUUCGAGGUCCAGUGUGUAUGUCGGUGCUUCAAGGAUCCCAUCACGCCUAUCGUUCCUUACCAGGUUCAGUGACUAUGUCUGCAGUUCAAGGAUCACAGGUCCACCAUCACCACCAUCAUUAUCACCCACAGAUUGGAUUCGAGCAGAUGAGACGCUAUCAACAUGCAUUCCACGCUCAAGCGCAAGCUUAUUUCCAAUGGCAUCAACAGAUGGCUGCAAUGCAAAGUGCCCAAAUCUUUGGACCUCACCCCUUCCAACCUUUCCCGAUUUCUCCGAUUCAUACUGCAUCUCACAGGAACCCACUACAUCAACAAUAUUCCCAGAGGAGUGCAAAUGGAAGGCGUUUCAACAAAGAUCAACCAGCCUGUCCAGGUCCAAUGUGUAUGCCUGAACUUCAAGGAUCCCAUCCGGUAUAUUAUUCUCAACCAGGUACAGUGACUAUGUCUGCAGUUCAAGGAUCACAGGUCCAUCAUCACCACCAUCAUUAUCACCCACAGAUUGGAUUCGAGCAGAUGAGAAGCUAUUCACUUGCAUACCACGCCCAAGCCCAAUCAUACUUGGUACCAACAGAUGCUAUGCAAAGUGCCCAAAUCUUCGGACCUCACCCAUUCCAACCUUUCCCGAUUACUCGGAUCCACAAUGAACCGCACAUGAACCCAUUACAUCACCAAAGAAAGAUGGAUAAUUUGAUGUCUUUUUUGGGAAAAUCCAUAAAAUUAUUUCUGUUUCACAAUGAUGAGUAA
Molecule: messenger RNA, 864 nt
Organism: Caenorhabditis briggsae
Lineage: Eukaryota; Metazoa; Nematoda; Chromadorea; Rhabditida; Rhabditidae
Exons: 5
Coding region: 1-864 (287 amino acids)
Source: RefSeq, a predicted model, not a curated record